Molecule: messenger RNA, 3885 nt
Organism: Mycena indigotica
Lineage: Eukaryota; Fungi; Basidiomycota; Agaricomycetes; Agaricales; Mycenaceae
Exons: 18
Coding region: 1-3885 (1294 amino acids)
Biological process (GO): endoplasmic reticulum to Golgi vesicle-mediated transport; protein localization to phagophore assembly site
Cellular component (GO): cytoplasmic vesicle; phagophore assembly site; TRAPPIII protein complex
Source: RefSeq, a predicted model, not a curated record
AUGCCUCCGGCUCUUCCGAUUUCUCUGAGUCCGCAUAUUUGUAUCCUUACAUCACCCGAUUUGGAGCAACUUCUCUCCCAGCACUCCCUUCCACCACUUCCCCAUAUCCUCCAAUCAUUUUCUCCAUUGCCCCAAGUCACCACCCGGACGACCUCACUUACUUCUGUCCCUCACUCAUCGUUUGGUCUGCGCUUUUCCAGCCUGACUGAAAUCGAAACUGCAUGUCGAGAAGACGAUGAGCAACGUGCUGAUCGUACACUCGACUGGAUUGGGGCUCGUAUCAGUAACCGUUGUGGGAGGUGGUUACAGGAAAUUGAACGGCUGGGAGAAAAGGACGUUCCACGCACUCCUUGGUGGGACGAGCUGAAAAGAUGUGCUGAAGGGGAUCAUGUCCCCAAUCGGUCAGAGGGUUGGAACCAUCCUGUUGCUAUUAUUCUAGCUGUCUCCACUACUGCGCCAAAUCCAUUGCAGGCGAUCACUGCCCUGCAUUCGCGAGCAAUCGAACUACCGUCAUGGGUCGACAAUACAUUCCUACGAUAUACCCUCAUAGUGCACCCUAAAAAUUCACCCUUUUCCGAAGAAGAGGCUGGUGCUUUAUUCAACGCGGUUAAGAAGCAAUAUGGUUUGCAUAGCUUCCUUCUCCAACUCGCGCUUCCCAGUCCACCGCCCGCCCCAGUCCCGGUUCCUGCCCUGAUCCCGAGGCUUCCACCGCCUCCGUCAGCCGAUUCGACAGAGCAAAGUCCCGAGAUACCACCCACCCCAUCCGUGCCGUCGUCGAAUCCUCUCAACACUCUGAGUAUGAGCGAAGGAGACAUACAGCAAACCGCCAAAUUUACCCGAGAAUUCCUUGUGAUGAGUUUGGUUCCAUGGAUGGAGAAGUGUGUCGUAGAGUGGAACGAGAAUUUUUCUUCCAACCGUCGUCUACCUUCGCGUCUGUUCUCUUCUACUCGUCGCUUGUUUGGCUCCCCCUCUCCUUCUCCCUCGCCCACGCCAACCCAUGUAUCCUCAGCAUCCCUUUCACGAGUCGCUGCGUUGAAUGGUAGUUCCUCUCUUCCUCCGGGCCUCGCACCUCCGUCACAGCAACGUCGGUUGGCGGAGUUCGCAACUAUAUUAGGUGAUUUCAAGCUGGCAGUUACUGUCUGGGAAUCGCUCCGGAAAGAGAGCAAAGGCGGUUCAGACAUACUUCCGCUUCUUCUCUCACCCUCUCCGACUAUUCAACUACAUGUUUCCAACUCAUUAUCUGCCCUCCACACGCCCUCUUCUGCUCAAGCCACGCUUCGAGCCCUUUCCUACGCAGUUCGUUGGGAGAUCGGCAUCGGGAACCAGGACUUCCUUAGCAGUACACUCGAAGGAGAACGAUGGCUCGUAUGGGCUGCUGGCAAUGCCGAGGAACCCCCAUCAGCCCUGCUUAUAGCCCAUGCUGCUCUUCUGAGUGCUCGAAAAUCAGCCAGACGGAGGGCUGCAUUGUGGUACCUGUCCGCCGCCAACCGACUAGAAAAAUGUGGCAUCAAACCUUUGACGAUGCAUUUCCUUCGGAGAGCCCACGAGCUAUAUAAAAUCAGCCCUUCGAAAGAACUUUCACCCUCUUUCUGGGACGCAGAAGGAUUGUCGCCCUCUUACAACGGUGUAUUUGAUGCGGUUGCGUCUGGCAUCGAGCAUCCUCUCGGGCGUUUAUUGUAUACUACUGGCGAUGUCGCUGGAGCGGUCAAACUCUUUAUGGGUUUGCUCCGGGGUGACGCGUCACUCGCUUCAGAAGGGCCCAGGAGCGACAAGGUCUUCAUGGAUGAUUUCCGUGUUGCAUUUGCUCAUUUCAAAUCGACUGCCAGUGACCAGGUUUCCUUGUUGGAUCUCAAGUUGCCCUUUGAGUUUUGCGUCAAGAAGCAAACGAAAGUGCGCCAAGAGCUGGAGACGUAUUCUGAUAGCCAAGUAUGGGAAGAGCGAGAGGAAACUUGGAAUCAAUUCUCUAAAUCGACUGGAGGCAAGGGUCGCCUUGUGACUGGUGGUAAAAUUACUGUCGAUGAAACCUUCUACGUCGAUCUUCUUCUGCGCAAUCCGCUUGACACCGAAGUUAACUUGUCAAAUCUCACGGUUCUUGUGGAUCAAGAAGCUUCGACGUCGCAGCCUUUCGUUGAGGUCGAAGUUAUCAAUGACAUAACCCUUGGACCAGGAGAAUCAUCUACGAUCUCUGUUGCCGUCAAGUCUUCACGUGCAACUCGGCUCGCAAUCACCCAUAUCUCCUAUGAAUUCAUUUCGUUGCUUCCCUGCACCGAGCGGCUCGCAACAAAAGGAAAACGACUACACAACACACUUGCUCAACGGCUAACACCGACAUAUGGCCCCGAUGUCCUCCUCAAGGUCGAUAUCGUGGAAGCGACUCACAAGCUGGUUGUGCACUCUAUGGAUGAGCACGCGUUGUUACUCGCUGAUGGUGAAGUCAAAUCGAUGCGUAUAGAGUUCGAGAAUCAAGGCUUGAAGCCUGUUGGCGAGGUUUGGCUGGUUGCAAGUCCUGACGACCAUAUCUGGAUCUCUCAUGAAGAAAAUGUAGAGCCUUCAAAUGAGAGCUCAGAAAUCGAGCAUUCCGACAACACACUGGCGCUACCCGUACCCCGUCGUAUCGUUCUGCCGUCUGUGCUUGAGCCGGGGGCGAGUACCGAAAUUUGUUUCGUGAUUCAGGCCACCCGGAUCGGUGAGCAACAGUUCUCUCUCCUGUUCGUCUAUCGCGAGACUGAAGUCAAACCCUUCCAUUCCGUCCAAUUCGUUUGUCCGUAUCGGGUAACUCCUCUCGUGACUGCGAGAAUCCAUGCAUCUCCGGCGUAUUCGGACGACGAUCCCUUCCUCGUGGAUGUAACAGUGGAAAAUAUUUCAGCUCUGCAGGCCUUCCAGAUUGACCAAAUAGAGACGAUCAGUCCAACUUGGCGCUGCAGCACAAUUGCGGGGCUCGAUUAUGCCGCGCUGGGACCAUCCCAAAAUUCUCAUGUGUUCUUUGGUGCCAGUCCACAGACAACAACGACCGAGGGCGUCGCUGAAACUUUUAACUAUGUCUCCCGCAAGCUGAAAAAUGUUUUGCAAGGGCUGGAUAUAGAUCCAUCUCCCCCUCCAGAGUUGAAUGUACUGCACACCUACCAUGGCAAGGGGCGACCCAGCUGCUGUCCUGAUGCUGCCCUCCAACACUUCAAACACUACAGCCGUCGAAAUGCAGUCCUUAGUGACUUGGCUACGAAGCAUCCGCAAAUUCCUCCUGAAUCGUACGCGUUGACGUUUCCGCUUCACCAUCCGAACGGAAUUGACGUGAUCGUGUCGUGGUCGAUCCCUGCACAAGAACGACACGGUCAUGUGUUCGUCACUGGCGUUACCCUUGGCGCUAGUCAUGCCGCUUUGCGGGAUAUCAUCGACGAGGCCGAAAGUGCUAAGGUCAAGCGCAGCAUGUACGCGGAGACCCAACGAGAGCGGGAAGAACUGGUCGACUCUCUUCGUCAUAGUCAAUGGAACACUGAGAUGAAUCCUCUGGUGGUGUUUCGUGAGGAGAAGCCAAUUUCUCACCCAUUCUCCGACGGGCCACGACAACUCCCCAUUCCACUCAAGUUGCGCAACUAUUCGUCAACACAUACCUCACGGUAUGUCCUGCAAGCGAGACCAGACACGCAACCUUCCUCGCCUGAUGUUCUACCACCUGCAUAUGUUGGCCGAGUCACAUACCGAGGGACAAUCGGUCCGCUGGAAUGUAUAAAAAUCACGCCGAAGAUUUGGGUAACCUGUCCGGGCACAUACGCUCUCAGUGGCUGGCGAUUAGAAACAGAGGUGUUGGAAGGGCAAGAGAGUGUCAGACAUCGCUAUGCAGAGCAGCCAUUGGAGGAGGUCUCGAUAAUUGUGGCAGAUGUGGUGUAG